Scomber scombrus (Atlantic mackerel) is the source of this 1615-nucleotide messenger RNA. RefSeq lists its product as uncharacterized. The coding region runs from base 257 to 1564 and encodes 435 amino acids. Lineage: Eukaryota; Metazoa; Chordata; Actinopteri; Scombriformes; Scombridae. Gene Ontology annotation, molecular function: protein binding. The transcript has 16 exons. The record is from RefSeq and is a predicted model, not a curated record.
GCUGCUUUAGUCUCGACAGGUGGUGUUUAUUGUAUCAUUUUUUAUCUUUGGGAUUAGUUUCAAAGACUAAAUAAACACACAGUAUCUCUCUCUGUGUGUAGGUGUGUGUGUGUGUGUCCAUGUGUGUGUGUGAGUCAGGUGGAAAGGGAGGGUGUUUCGGUAUGUUAGGCAGCCACACGGAAGUAUGCUUCCAGCGCGUGCAGCGUGCUGAAAUGACAGUAGGCGGUUGUCAGCUGUUCACAGCUGGUCCUUCAUCAUGGCACCCAAAGACCCUCUACUCGGCACCCUCAAAGUGUGUGUGCUCAACCUGCAGUCAGAUGGAGACACGGUGACUGACAGCAACCCUCAUCUCGCGUCCUGCUGUGAGCUUCUUGAGCUGGUCCUCAGAAAAGGGCUCCAACAGCCAGUUCUUAGUUUAGUACCCAGAGACUACUGGCAGUGUUUUGAGCAGCUUCCCCACCAAGAUGCCUGUGGCAGGCUGUCUGCUCUGUCUUUGGCAGUGGAGCAGACAAGAGUUUGCAGUAAACUGCUCUCAGCUCAAGGCCGAGGUCGUUACCUACUCAGACUGGCUCUCAGUCGCAAGGUCCUGCCACAGUUCAUCACACACCUGCUGCACACACCCAGAAUCCUGGAGUGGUACAGCCCAGCUGUUUCAAUCCUUAGAAAUGAGGAAUUUGUGGAGCCUUUCAUGUCGCUGCUGCUAGUCCUCUCUCACAUGGAGUUCAAACUGGACAUGGAGAACUGCAGUUUUCUGGAUGAGAGCUGGCUUCUACCGGUGUGUGAAAUAUAUGAAGUGGUGCCAUGUCGGGAGUUGGGGAUGGUGUUGAGGUAUCUCAGCGGGCGCGUCUUCAUCCUCGAGCUGAUGCCCGGUUGCCAGGCUCACGUCGACAAGUUCACCUCCCCCGGCGACAUCAUUGAUGAGGUCAACGGCACCUCGCUGAGGAAUUCAAAGAACGGACAGGCAGGCACGGUUCUGUCUCGACUGAGGGGCCGUCCUCUGUCCAUGCGUAUCCUGCGAUGGCGGGCCCAUGACGGGACGGUGUAUCGGCCCCUCAUCAAACUCCUGCGGGCCCUGAGGGUGGAGAACCCAAAGCUGCAGCUCGGCCCUGCUCCCUCCCAGCAGUCGACCGCCAAAGACCAGGAGCAUUCCCCGUCACAGUGUCUUAAAGAAGGAAGGAUUGUGUACAUUGUGCAGUUCUUGGGAAAAACAAACAUCGGAUUGUUUGGAGGAAAGGAGGUGCUUCAGCAUGCUAUUCCACAAGUGCUGCAGAAAAACGAGCCCAGCAAGGAAAUGCUUUUAGAUUUGAAGGAAACUCAUCUGACGUGUACAGACAGAAACAGUAAAUCUGAGCUGUUUGAACAUCACUAUCCAGAGAUCUCAUGUGUAGGGAGGUAUGGUCAACCAGACUACACAAUAUUUGCCUUCUGUGUUGCAGACUCCCCAGAAACCCCUCAGACAACAGGCUUCUGCUGUGUGGUGCUCCAAGCCAGCACCAUGAAGGAGUGUGAAGAGAUUGUGUGCCGUGUUGCUACUGGUUUCAAGCACACAGAGUGGUUUGUAUGACAAAUCAACAGUGGGGAAUAUUUGUGUUGUAAAUAAAAGUGUAAAAAAGUA